CCCCUUCCGGGCUGUGCCUGUCUGCUGGAGAGAAGAUGGCGGCGGCCGGUGAAGCUGUGCGGCUGGAGAGAGGUGAGCUGGCGAGCUGUGCAGCCCUGGGGGGUCAGCCAGGAGACCCUGUGAUAAUAGCAAUGCGCUGAUUAACAAGCAUCCCCCCUCCUCAGCUCACAGACCUUCUCACAGCCUCCCUCCAAGUCAUAAGCCAGAGCUUCAUUUAUUACUCUGUGACCCAGCAGGCGCUGAGCAUCAUGGGACAUGUAGUCCCCUGCCUCUGCAGUGCCAAAGCUGCCCAGUCCCUGGUCCAGGUGUCAUUAAUUAACCUUAAUUUCCUGCCUGGAUAAUCCAGUGCCAGUGAGGGUUAUAUUGUUACAGGUCUGCAGUAAUGUGUUAAAGCCAGUGCCAGUGAGGGUUAUAGCGUUACAGGUCUGCAGUAAUGUGUUAAAGCCAGUGCCAGUGAGGGUUAUAUUGUUACAGGUCUGCAGUAAUGUGUUAAAGCCAGUGCCAGUGAGGGUUAUAGUGUUACAGGUCUGCAGUAAUGUGUUAAAGUCAGUGCCAGGGAGGGUUAUAUUGUUACAGGUCUGCAGUAAUGUGUUAAAGCCAGUGCCAGGGAGGGUUAUAUUGUUACAGGUCUGCAGUAAUGUGUUAAAGUCAGUGCCAGGGAGGGUUAUAUUGUUACAGGUCUGCAGUAAUGUGUUAAGCCAGUGAGGGUUAUAUUGUUACAGGUCUGCAGUAAUGUGUUAAAGCCAGUGAGGGUUAUAUUGUUACAGGUCUGCAGUAAUGUGUUAAAGCCAGUGAGGGUUAUAGUGUUACAGGUCUGCAGUAAUGUGUUAAGCCAGUGAGGGUUAUAGUGUUACAGGUCUGCAGUAAUGUGUUAAAGCCAGUGCCAGUGAGGGUUAUAGCGUUACAGGUCUGCAGUAAUGUGUUAAAGCCAGUGCCAGUGAGGGUUAUAUUGUUACAGGUCUGCAGUAAUGUGUUAAAGCCAGUGCCAGUGAGGGUUAUAGUGUUACAGGUCUGCAGUAAUGUGUUAAAGUCAGUGCCAGGGAGGGUUAUAUUGUUACAGGUCUGCAGUAAUGUGUUAAAGCCAGUGCCAGGGAGGGUUAUAUUGUUACAGGUCUGCAGUAAUGUGUUAAAGUCAGUGCCAGGGAGGGUUAUAUUGUUACAGGUCUGCAGUAAUGUGUUAAGCCAGUGAGGGUUAUAUUGUUACAGGUCUGCAGUAAUGUGUUAAAGCCAGUGAGGGUUAUAUUGUUACAGGUCUGCAGUAAUGUGUUAAAGCCAGUGAGGGUUAUAGUGUUACAGGUCUGCAGUAAUGUGUUAAGCCAGUGAGGGUUAUAGUGUUACAGGUCUGCAGUAAUGUGUUAAAGCCAGUGCCAGGGAGGGCUAUAUUGUUGCAGGUCUGCAGUAAUGUGUUAAAGCCAGUGCCAGUGAGGGUUAUAUUGUUACAGGUCUGCAGUAAUGUGUUAAAGCCAGUGCCAGGGAGGGUUAUAUUGUUACAGGUCUGCAGUAAUGUGUUAAGCCAGUGCCAGUGAGGGUUAUAUUGUUACAGGUCUGCAGUAAUGUGUUAAGCCAGUGCCAGGGAGGGUUAUAUUGUUACAGGUCUGCAGUAAUGUGUUUAAGCCAGUGCCAGUGAGGGCUAUAUUGUUGCAGGUCUGCAGUAAUGUGUUAAAGCCAGUGCCAGUGAGGGUUAUAUUGUUACAGGUCUGCAGUAAUGUGUUAAAGCCAGUGCCAGGGAGGGUUAUAUUGUUACAGGUCUGCAGUAAUGUGUUAAAGCCAGUGCCAGGGAGGGUUAUAUUGUUACAGGUCUGCAGUAAUGUGUUAAGCCAGUGAGGGUUAUAUUGUUACAGGUCUGCAGUAAUGUGUUAAGCCAGUGAGGGUUAUAGUGUUACAGGUCUGCAGUAAUGUGUUAAAGCCAGUGCCAGGGAGGGUUAUAUUGUUGCUGAUCGGCAGUAAUGUGUGUGUUUAUUUCUAACAGUGUCUGUAACUGUAUCUGUGUCUUUUUGUUACCGUUUUGGAAACCCAUGUUGGUCUUUUAAUUUAUUAUUUGUGUUACUGGAGCAGUUGGAGUUGCCGUCUGAGAGCAUUUCCUAAUCACGGGGUUGGCAAUGUAUUAGCCUGUGCUAAUCCUUGUAGUGGACACACUGGUGGAGAUUUUCAAAGUCUUCUGAAAUGUGUGUUUAUUUUAAUCUGUAUUUGUUAAAUGUUUCUAAGACUUGUCCAAAAAUUGUCAGCUUAUUUGUUUUCUAUCUAUCUAAAAACAUUGCCCUGGUGUCCUUAAUAUAAGUAGUGAAACCUCAAGGUUUAUCUAAAUGCAGAGCAUUGCAGCUGUCAUUGACAAGGUGAACAGUGGACUCAGGUUAAUUGUCAAACUAUUAGCAAACAGUUUGCUAACAGUGGGAGGAGGGCUCUGUAGUGGUUAUGGUACUUGGAGUGCUUGUUUGAAUAGAGAAGUGAAACAGAACACUUUUUUUUUUGGUAGAAAAGUUGAUGUAAACAUUGAUACAUCUUUAGCAUUGCUUAAAAAUGGCAUAAAUCCAAAAAUUACGAUUAGGCCCAAAAGAAGCAAUAGACAAAAUAAAUAAAUGUGUCUCAUAAAUUGGUUAAAAUAUGCAGACAAACUGUGCACAAUAGUCUGACACUUUGAUAAAUCUCCUCCAUAAUAGCUCACAAUGUAUUUUUUUAUUUAUUUUUUUAGUAUAGGCUUAGGGUCACUGCGUCUGUUUCCGGUAUUUAUUUUUCAAUACUUAUCUAGUUCUAAGACAGACAGUGUUGCUGUCAGUUUUCCUUUAAAGAUAACCGUGCUGUUGCAUUUCCAGUCCUUGCUGUGGGGCUGAGUUGUAACAGAGUCUUCCUGGGAGAAUUUCAAAUUUAGAGUUAAAAUACCCAAACAGAAAACAUUCCACUAAUCCGCUAUGGCUCCAGUUCAGCUACUUUGAUCGUAAAAGGGUAACUUACUCCAACCAAAAAGACAGCGUUGUUAUAAUAAAACACUGUUUUUGGUUAGAGUAACCCUUGGUGUCAUAGAGACAAUAGAAGAUAAAUAUGCACAGAGUAAGCCUUGUUAAACCCAAAACACUUGUUCCAUCUCACCAAUGAUGCUGCCGCACGUAAAGUUACACACACCGCUUGCAGCACUGGGCUUUUACUCUGAUUGUACUUACAGACUCUAAGCACCAUAACCACUUUUAAAUCAGUCAAGUUUCAGUAACCAUAUACACUUGGAAAUUCACUUUGAACUCCCAACAAUUCUCAAUUUAGUGAGUAACGCUGUUUGUGUCCCUGCCUCCACCACACUCUCUGGUGGUAGUAUGGAGUAAGGAAGCUUUGCUUACAGCAGUUCCUGCACUGUUAGGGGGCCUCUAUUUAUAGGCCCUCUGCAGAAAUACAUAGGGACAAAUACAUUGUGACAAAGUAACUUGUUUCUCCACAGAAACAGAAAUAUGCAGCAGAACAAAGUUAGAGGUCCGUUAAAGCCAUGCAAGGUUGGAUGGUGGGAUAUGGAUAAUUUGGAAGUGCAAUCUGCAAAGUCCCUCAGUAACCCCAGGUUUUGUCAGAACACUCAAGCAGUUUGACAGAAGACUGAGGAAUUGCCCCCAAAUACUCUCUGCACAACAACUAAUACCACAAGCUAUGAUACUUUGAGUUCUCCUUUCAAUGUACUAGCAGAAAGUAUCUCUAGACAAUAAGUCUUAAUUGCAGGAUUCUAUAUUAUAGCGGUGAUGUAUGAGACAUGCAGCCAAACGUCGCUCGUUUGUGCAUCACAUAUGGUUAGUUGUUAAACGUUUUUUUGUUUUUUUUUCUAUACAAGAAGUAUGAAAUUGUUGUUACAUGGAAUUCUUAUUUCAUUUGUUUCUUUUGCUACUAUUUAUUUUGUUUGUACUUUGCUUUAGAGGUUUAACACAUGGUUCAAAAAUUCCACUGGUGCACUCCUGUUUGGCUUGUAAAAAUUGAGGCUGUGCGUGUUAUAUUUGCAGUGUAUUAAUUUUAUUUUUCUUACUGGGCUUCUAGCAGUGCGAGCAGUAAUUAACUUGUUGAGCAAGAGCAGUGUCUUUUCUAUAUGUGCUUCUCUGUGUAGUCCCACAGAUGGAUUGUUGCUGGACUUGUCAAUCAGUAUAAAAUUCAGAGUCUCAGCUCCAAUGCACUUUCCUCCUCCUUGUAAAUAGUAUAAAUUGACAUAGCCCCUCAGUUAGGACAGGCAGGGAAUAAUGAGUUUUCAGAAUCCCCCCUUUUUCUAUGUGGCUCUGGGUCCCAGGACACCAGAAGAGGUGAGAGGGGCACGUCAGUGAGCUCCUGUCCAAUGACUGAUUCUACAGAAGCUAUUGUGUCAAUUUUGUCCCACAAGAGUCCAGGUGAUUUUUCCAAGAAUUCUUACUAAAUAGAAAAUAUUAUGUUUGUGUGUAUAUAUACACUAUUUGUGGUCAGGGCAAUAUUGCCAUGAUGGUAACGUAACCCAUGAUUCGUAUACAACAGAAACAUAGAUAAUAGCACCAGUCGGUUGUGGUGUGCCGGAACCGACAAUGUAGUAGGCCUGUAAUAAGGAGGGCCCACCUUAGAUAGUGAUGUGAAGGGAGUGGUGGAAGGGUUAACUCGCCAGACCAACAAUAGUAAAAUGUGGGAGGAUUGGCAGCCCUUAUAAAGGGGACCCAACCUUAAAUUUGUGGUCAGGGCAAUUGCCAUGGGGGUAGCAUAACACAUGAUUCGUAUACAAUAGAAAAAUAGAUAACACCAGUCGGUUGUGGUGUGCUGGAACCGACAAUGCAGUAGGUCUGUAACAAAGAGGGCAAAAAGAAGUGUACCAUCCAAAAUUUUAUUCAUACUGAAAACAUCAAUUAUUUGGACAAAUCAUGAAAUGCCUGUCGUAACUUAUUAACUGGGUUUGGUAUAUAUAAGGUGGAAGCAGAAGAUUUCCAGCGUCCUAUUGUUUUAAUUAUAUAAGCUAUGCGAUAAGAAUUUCCUGAGUAAUGACUUGCGUUUAUGCCAAGUCUUGUCAAUAGUAUAGGUACAUAAAGCAUAAAUGUGGUCGUGGUAAGAGUGGAACCGUGUAGUUCUAAUAGUGGUUGAUGUGAAAGGUGUUGAAAUAUGUGUCCAAAACCUUAACCGGGCACCAUUUAUUAGAUGUCAACCGUGAGUCCCAUUUGACUGGUUUUGGAAUGGUGAGGGGAAAGAAUAUAAUGUAGAUAAAGGAUUAUAUAUACACUACACAAAAACGUAUAGCUGGAAGAAUUCCCUGGUGUACCUCACAGACACCCGAGAAACAAUGUACAAUAGUAAGAAAGUGGAAAAACACCCAGAAUACAUGUAAAUUAAUAUAUAAAAUAUACAACAACCUGAUGGAAAAUGUAAUCCAUAUGGAUUCUGUAUAAAAAUCAGAGAUCCAACAUAGCGUAAUACAGUAAAAAAACUUAGCAAUAUAUAAAUAUAGGUGAUUGUAGAUACACUCACAAACACACGUAGAAUAUGGCUUCUCGCCUACUCAGGAGCAAUAUAUGAUGGUGAUACGACUGGAAAAUCCUCUCAAUGGAACAUAUGGAAAUAAAGGAAAUCACAGAUAGUGAAGUUUGUUGUUAAAAUACAAAAUCACAAUUUAUUGGUCACACUUACAUGUGUGUAUAGCACAAAGAGCAUAUCUCUCAGUAACCUUGGAACUCCAUGCAGUAUGGUCCUCAAUCCAAAAUAGGAAGUGGCAGGAGGGGUUAUCAAAGAGCAGCCAAAAUACAGAUAUAUACAGAUUAAAAACAAUAUAAAAUAACAAUGUGGAAAUAAAGUCCAUACAUAGGGAUUUAUGUAUGGACUUUAUUUCCACAUUGUUAUUAAGAAUCCAUAAAAAGCAAGAUAUAUGGCUGGGUUUUUUUUAAGCACCAUAUUGGUUGUAUGUUCCAAUGGAGCUGUAUCUAACAGGUCAGAUAAUGACUGGAAUAUUUUGUGGAUGGGUAGUCUUUUAUGGGGUAGAUGUGUCUGAUUUUUGGAUUCCCUUCAGCAGUGUUUUGAUCUGGUAUGAUAAAAGGAAUCCUGUUUUGUUGUGGUGUUGUAUUACCAUGUGGUGUUAAAUGCCCGUUAAUACAGAUAACCUUAAAUUAAUGUGGCAAAAGGAAGUAAACCCCAGCAUGGUUUCCAAAGCAAAAAUGUCCUGUACUUGAAAUUCCGCCAAGAACAUAGUGAAAACGUGAAAGGCCCUAUCAUAGGACUUCCUAGAGCUAACUGAAAGUGCCUGGUGGGAAAGGUUAAUCCAGGAUCAUGUCCUGAAAAGGAGCGGUAGGUAGAGUCUGGAGGAAGGCAUGAAAGUGAAAACGAGAUAAGCUAUAUUCAUGACACCCAGAAUGUGAAUACAGGUGAUGAAAAAUUGUCUGGUGGCCGCCACCCAGGUGAGUCUCCUUUUAAACCUCAUAAUAACCAACAAGGAAGACUGGCCUUUAUUUACGAUGUGGCCAGGUUGUCGGAAUAACAUCUGACAGAUUGGCCCACCCAGUCUGUUCCCCAAGCGAUAGCAGCGGCCACGAUUGGGUACAGUUCAAACAUAGCAGAUGUAGUGGAGAAGCCAGGAAGAGAACUAAUUUCUCUAGACCAUGUGCCUCACAGCCACUUGUUACCCCAGAUGGUAGCGAAACCAGUGUUGGCUGCCGGAUCUGUCCAGAGUGUAUGAAAAUUGUCUGAAAUUGGGGGUAUAAACAUGGUGUGUCCGUUCCAGGAGGUGAGAAAAGUGUGCCACAUGCGUAUAUCGGCCAUCGUAUGUGUGUCGUCUGAGGGGAGGUUUGGGAAUAAAGAAAGUAACCGUGGGAUAAAAGAUCUACUUUUGGGAAUUUCAGUUACAAGAACCUAGUUGUAAGUACAAUUCAGUGCUCGCUAGGGUGCGCCCAAUUUUAUCCUGGGUAAGACUUGCCUGCAUGUGAACUGAAUCAAGUUGAAUCCCCAGAAAAUGUAUAACUGUGUCCGGACCUUUCGUCUUUUUAGGAGAGACCGGGUAUACUCAGGGAUUCCAAUAGAGUUAACAUUUGUUUCAGGCUGGCAGGGGGAAGUGAGUUUAUUUCUGUAGUGAGGAAAUCUUCCAAAUAGUAAAUUACAGUCGGACAUCUGCAGACAUUAAUGGCCCAGAUGGCAUUGUCAAUUGUGGAAUAUUGCAGUGAGAAUUCGUCAGAGGGUAUGAGGGAAUUAAGACUGGGGACUGUGGAGGAAUGUGGUUCCAAUAAGUCUCUGAUUAGUCUGUGUUUAUGUGGUAAAAAAUAGGGAUUGUACUUUGUCGUACCUGUGAUAGAAUCAUAAAUGAUGAUUCUUAGUAGAAAUUAGUGGAAGGUAGGAUAGUAGUGGAUACUUAAGUAAACCCAAACCCUAGGAGUGAGGGGAGAAUUUGGUGAAUGAAGACCUUGUGAAAUGAAAACAGUCUGGUCUGAAAUUGACACCUACGAAAAUAUCAAGCUAUUAACGAAAAACCAGGAGGGAUUAUCUAAAUAAGCCAAGUUUAUACCAAUUUUACCAACCUAAAUUGACAGUAUAGAGAAGUUUACAGGACAAAUUCCUCUGACUAAUAUUCCUGCAAUACACCUGCAGGUUAGAACAUCAAAAGGACAUGAGAUGCCAGCCAAAUAGCAGGAUCGGUAUACCAGAAGUAAAAUUGCUAUUUAUAUGAAUGGAACAACCACGAGUUAAUUAUAAUCUAACUGUAAUAUCUAGCUUAACCAGUAGGGCCACCGGUCACGAAGUAACAUACAAAUGUUCAACCGAAAAAUGCUGGAAACAGGCAAUCUGGAAGAAUCGUGCGAACAGCCUAUGCUUAAACAGCUGUUUUGCCCAUUUCUACUGCAAUACAUCACACGGUUCGUAUGAAUUCAUACGAAUGAAAUAAGCCGAACCGGGGGUGGGAGGGGUCAUUAACCGUGUGGUUGAAAGAAAACAAAAAGCCUUUAUAACGGGACUAAAGCAUAUGCGUGCAUGUGAAAGUGCCGAAACACAUAUAUAUUAUGAAAUGGUAAGGGGGAGAGAGAGAGAGGAAAAACUUGGGUCUGACUUAUGGUAGAAACGAGCAGUUCUGAUACCAGUCUUCGAGCAAGCCGGAGGGCAGCGAUGCUGUAUAGUUUGGCAAGUGGUCAGAUAUGCAGAAUUUAAACAGAACAGGAGCAGGAAAUCAGGACACGAGGAAACUGCAGGAGACCGCAAAAUGUCGACCCGAAGUAGUCACUCAACUCGCCAGACCAACAAUGGUAAAGUGGGGGAGGAUUGCCAGCCCUUAUAAUGGGAUCCCAAGACCCUCCCACAUCUACAGGCUCAGCCUUAAUUAUGGACAAAAUAUUUCAACGCACCUCUUAAUUAUUGAACUCAGGUGUUAAAAUCAGAUCCAUUGCCACAGGUGUAUCAAGCACCAAGCCGAACAUUUGUGAAAGAAAUGGGUCAUUCUGAAGAGCUGCGUGAAUUUUAGUGUGGUAAUGUAAUAUAAGGCUACCUUUGCAAUAAGUCAGCUCAUGAAAUUUCAUCCCCGCUAUAUAUUUCAUAGUCAACUGUAUGUGAUGUAAGUGGUCACAGAGUGCUGAGACGCACGGUGCGUAAAAGUCACCAAAGCUCUUCUGAUGCCAUAGUUGUAUAGUUCCAAAUUUCCACUGGCAUUAAUAACUGUGCAAUAGGAGUUUCAUGGAAUGGGUUUCCAUCGCCGAGCAACUGCAUGCAAGUCUCACAUCACCAAGUACAAUGCCAAGCAUCGGAUCCAGUGGUGUAAAGCACGCCACCACUGGACUCUGGAGCAAUGGAAAUGUCUUCUGUGGAGUGACAAAAUAUGCUUCUCUGUUUGGCAGUCGUAUGGGCAAUUCUGGUUUUGGUGGAUUCCUGGAGAGUGUUAACUUUGGUGGAGAAGGGAUGGGGCUGUUUUUCAGGAGUUGAGCUAAGCCCCUUAUGUCAAGUGAAGAGAAAUCUUAAUGCUUCAGCAUACCAAGACAUUUUGGACAAUGCUAUGCUUCCAACUUUGUAGAUUUGGGAAGGCCCUUUUCUAUUUCAUCAGGACUGUGCCCCAAUGCACUAAGCAAGGUCUGUAAAGACAUGGUUGGAUGAGUUUGGUGUGGAGGAACAUGACAUGUCUGCACAGAGCCCUUACCUAUCAAACGCCUUUGGGAUGAACGUGAACAGAGAUUAUGAGCCAGUCCUUCUUGUCCAACAUCAAAUGCUCUACUGGAUGAAUGGGCAGAAAUUCCCACAGAAACAUUACGAAAUCUUGUGGCAAGCCUUUCCAGAAGAGGGGAAGUGGUUAUAGCUGCAAUGGUGGACAAACUAUAUAUUUAUGUAUUUAGAAUGCAAUGCCAGAGGUUCCUGUUGGUGUAAUGGUCAGGUGCCCCAAUACAUUUUAUCCAUAUAGCGCAUGUGUGUAUACUUAUUGUUAAUUUGAAAAAUUACUUAAUACUUUCAGAAUCAUAAAAUUACCUUAUCCCCUAGUGUUUUUAGCGUUUCUCCUUCCUUGUCCUUUUAGUCAAAUACAUUCCUGGUUAUAUUAUAUUUUAGACGUAAUAUAGCUGUGAAAACACAUGAACCAUUUCGAAUGGUGUGUCCUGUCACCUGAAUUAAUGAGCCAAAUGUUUCCAUGUAAGUUUAUAAGCAUUUAUUGCCGUUCUCAGAGGUGCAGUGCUUUGACUGAGAGCCGAAUUGUUUGGAUCCAUUCACCUGUAUGAAUCCUUCCCCUGGCCAUUGGCAAUGCAUCACACUAUCAUCUCUCCCCAUACGCCUGUACCAUAUGGCCCAACUAUAUGCAUUAAUCAUUAUGGCCUCUUUGUUUGCCUCUGAUCUUGCACAACCUGAAACCUGUCUCCUUCAUGGUUCUGAGCUUCUAAUAAUGAGUUAUAUCACGUGACGUUCACCAACAGACUCAAAAACAUAAUAGACAGGUCAACAUAAACUCAGACGUGGCCUAGGCUGUCAUAUUGAUGAAUGUGUGGAAAUUUGAGCUCAAUACUGGAGAGAUGGGCCAGUGAUCUGCAUUGCUUUGGUGCACAAGUAGACAGUUUUGUGCAACAAAAGUACUUUUGGUACAAAAAGAUGCUUUGUGCAUUUACGAUUUUUCUUUAAACGAGUGUGGACAUCUUAAUCCGUGAUCUUUUUAUUUUUAGAGAGAUCCUCUAUUAAGCCUAAUACUCCUAAUUGUAGUUGUUGGAUUACAGUGUAAGUCUUGUUUCGUGACCAGAUGUACAGUCUAGCUGAAUCUUUAGCAAUCCUUUGUAUUGUACCUUAUCUCCUACCAGGAUCUAUCUUUAAUAAGCAUGAUCAUAGCCAGAUAUGGAAAAAACACAGUUAAAGUGUGUGUGUGUGUAUAUAUGUGUGUGUGUGUGUGUGUGUGUGUGUGUGUAUAUAUAUAUAUAUAAUAUAUGUAUGUAUGUAAAAAAACGAUAAAAAUUGUAUAUUGUAAUAUCUUUGUUAUUGGACUAACAGAAUUUUUUUCAAGUCUGAAGCAUUUCUGAGCAAGAGGACACAUAGAUUUCAAUACAGGGAUCUUGCUCAGAAAUGCUUCAGACUUGAGAAAGGGAGGUUCUCCCGAAAGCUUGUCAUUAAAAAAUUCUGUUAGUCCAAUAAAAAAGGUAUUACAAGAUACGAAUUUUAUGUUUUCGACAUCUACAUCACUGGACUAAUACGGCUACAAUCUCUGCUUGAACACUAUGGUAUGUAUGUAUGUGUGUGUAUGUAUUUAUGUAUGUAUGUAUAUCUCCAAAUAAGUUAUGGUGGGGAAAAAUUGUGAUUGAAAACCUCUUCCACCUGAAGUCUGUGGAUAAUUAAUACAAUGUUAAACAAAAAUCUGCACACCAGUCAAGCCAUAAGACUUGCUUUUCCCAUCACAUCGGAUUUCUGUGGGACUGGUGUGCAGAUUUUUGUUUAACAUCGUAUUAAUAAUAUAUAUAUAAAUACAUACAAUACAUUUGUAUAUGUAUAUACAUAUAUACAUAUACAAACUGGAAUAUAAUGUUAUUUAAAUGUGUGUAAGGAUUUGGGAUAGUAAGCAAGUAACUUUUAUGAUCCUAGAAUUUUUUGGAUGCUGCAUGUACAGCUAUUCUUUCCAUUUGCAGAGGUCCCAUAUGAGGAGAGAAUUUCCAGUCGCGGGUACUUUCUAGGCCUGUCUUGGUGUCAAAUUUGACAUUUUGUACCUUGUGGUUUUCACGCAUGAUACAAAAGUACAUCCCUGUAUUUACACACUGGAUCUACAUGUUUGUAGCGGGGAGUACUUUUGAAACUAGCAUGUGAGAGUCCAUUAUAGAGCUAUGUGCUGGUUCAACAAAGCUAUCAAUGUACUUAUCGCACCUGUAGAAAGACCUUUGUUUUUUUUAACUUAAUCAACUACUAUGGCCUGUAGCAUUUCACCAGUUUAGAGUAUGAGGCGAGCGUGUGUGUGUUUUUUUUAUUUUUUUAUUUUUUUUAUUAUAUAUAUAUCUCUUCACUUUAUUGUAUUAUAUCCUCUAUAAAUGCUUGAUUCCCACAGUGUAGACUUUGUUACCAGACUUCUAUCGGCAGAUACAGAUCUCACUAUUUGUAGUAUAUUUUUAUAGUAAAGCAGAUGGCUGUAAAUUGAGCAGAUAGUAGGUGGGAGCUGUGCAGAGCCAUUGCGUGUACACAGUCAGCUAGUGCUGCUGUUGUGUGUGAUUAUUUUUUUUUUUUUUAACAUAGCAGUGCGUUUUUAACCAAGUCAAGUCAGUGUUAUAUUUGGUAAUGCAAACAAGUCUUGCAUUCCACCUCUGUCGCCCAUUGUAAAACUGGAAAAUGUAAUUAAUUUGUGAACUGAUCCAGUAAGCACACUGCGUGUAAAGUCAAAGCGGGAUUGUGGCUUCUCUGGUGAUUCCCAUGGUGGUUAAAAAUGAUUUUAAAAAGAAAAGGAUCCCCCCCCCCCCAUUUAAACCAGAUGGUUUUUUUUGUUCUCUAAAUUGGAUUACUUUUAAUAUAAACCUUUUGGGGGGAGGGGAACCCCUAAAUAUAGUUGUCUAUUUAUUUUUCCAUAUUUUUUAUGAAGUUUUUCAGUCAACCGAAAGCGUAUAACAUACAAUCAAUUGAUACUUAUGUGGUAGAUUAAGUAGUAGAGAAAUAAACAUAAUAUACAAUGUCGGCAUCCCAUCGGGUGUACAUAACAGGAUUACUGCCUUACCCAUCCAAGUAUCCCCUGGGUGGACCUUGGCCGUAGAUCAGAUAUAGGAAUGUCCGUGUGCCCUGCUGGCUGACUCUGGCUGGGUGGAUUUGAUUUAAAUCAUUUGUUUUAGAUCAAGAGUUUUAAAUGUAAAGACUCAUUCUUGAGGGUUAUAAUCUUUUAAUAUUUGCAACCAGAUGAAAUUUCACAUUUAGGAUAAUAACCUGUUAGAUUAGUAAAACCGCUAGAUCAGAACGGAUUUUUUUGUUUAAUAGGUUAAUAGUUCAUAUUUGGAGAAUUACAAUAAAAUUAUAUAGCAUAUACAUACUGGUAUUUGCUUUAACGUUAAUGUUUAUUAACUGAAGUGGUUAUACAACGUAUCUUUAAAAAAAAAAAACGUACGCUGAAUGCAUCAGCUGGGGUCCACAUGAAAAACGUAACACUGUUUUCUGCAGCUCACUCAUCUUCAUUCUCUUGUUUGAUCAUAAUCUGGAAAAGCAAAACAAGGUUUCCUGCUUUAUCUGGCCCCAUCCGAUUUCUCAAUUUAGAAUGAACAAGUCUCAAGGAAGAUCUUAUGCUUUCCUUGCCAAUCGAAGAGGGCCAAUGCUGUUAGAAGGGAAGUCCAAGUGCAUAAGUGGCUUCCUCCACCCAGUUCACUGGUGUGACUUGCAAACAUAUAUUUCCUGAAUGGCUCUCUCUUAGCUCUGAAGUUUAUUAUAGUUGGUAGUAUAGCUGGAUAACUAUGUCAUGGCUAACUCCUCUUCUUCAGCACUUAAGAUUUGACCCUGCUGCCUGUUAUUGACAAUGUUAGUGAGAAAAUGAGCAGGAGACAGUGCUUGUCCCAUUUCUAUUUAAAGCUUGUAAUUUAAUUCUGUCACUGGCAGCAUUAUAUUAAAAUAAAUUUGAUUGAAAUAAAAAAAAAAAAAUCAGAUUUUAAGAAAAAACUAUAAAAGAUUUUAAUCCACUGUGGUCUCAUCCAAUUCGCCUUUCCCCAACCUUGCCUCACAGGGAUAACGUCACUUUAACAUAUUAGCCGUCUUCCACCCAUCCCAUAUUGCAUGGACUUUAUCGCAUUUACCCGUCAUUCCAUACGUCAGUUUUUUGCGAAUAAAUCUGUUGUAGCUUGACUCGUUGUUGGCCAGACUGUAGAUUUCCACCCCUGCACUACACAAGAUUUAGCUACACCUAGAAUGUGGAUCUUUAGAUUUAGUUGAGCCCCUUGCACUUUGUAUCAGAAAAUAUUCAGGAGGAAAACCUCCAGCUAUUGAGGCAACAGAAUUGCUGUAUAUGUUUUAAUUUUAGCCCCUCAGCCCCCUUAAAAGGUAAUAAAACUUAGCUUAUUUUCAGGUCUGCUGGCACUUGUCCCGCCUCCGAUCUGUCUCCUUGGUGACAUCAACAGAAUUGCUGAUAUUUAGUCAAACUCAUGCUUUCCUCAUAGGGAAAACAUUGGAGUGGCUAAAAUCGGCAAGGAUGAGGGCGGGGCCAAACGCUGAUUUGGCCACUCCGUAUCUCCUCAUAGAGAUGCAUUGAAUCGGUGCAUCUCUAUAAGGAAAAUUCAGCGUCUCCUUGCAGCGCGUGUAGACGCUGAACGGAAGGGCUGCUUACAGUGCAGCACUGCCCCAGGAAGCACCUCAAGUGGACAUCUGAGGAGUGGCCACUGCAGGUGUCCCUAGGGGGCAAUGUAAACACUGCUUUUUCUCUGAAAAGGAAGUGUUUGCAUGAAAAUGCCUGAAGGGAAUGAUUAUAAUCACAAGAAUAACUACAUUAAGCUGUAGUUGUUCUGGUGACUUAAGUGUCCCUUUUAAGUACCAGCGCAUGGAUAGUUUGUAGUGCAACUCACAGUGGUUUAACAUUUGGAGUCCAAAGUCAUAUGAACAAAUGACUUCCCUCCAGUCUUCUCUAAUAAAGCUUUUAUUUAACUCUGAUUCCCGAUUAACCAUUGAGAACUUUAUAGGCCCUUUUGCCGUUUUAAGACUUAUAGCACACAUACAGUGAUUUACUUGGUACCUUGCAGGCGGCACAAAAUUUACCCCAUAAAGUAAGGUUGGAUGGUUCACACCUGACUACCACCGGUGAGGUCAGUAUGUGCUUUACUCUUAAGAUAUACAAACAUUUCUCUUGGUGCCAAGGCAAAUUCCCUAGACAGAUCUGUAAAAGAUUUACCCCAUUCUUUGUUCAGGAUCUGAUGAUACCCGCAGCAACUCACCCCAGUAAAUUUAAAUCUAAGUUGUACAAUGCCAGCAUUAUUUUGUUGCAAAUAUAAUGCGCUGCAAGGUUGCCGUCCUCACCGAAGUAAUGUGAAUUUCGCUUGUGGAGUAGUCUCCUGAAUCAAGGGGAAUUUAUUUUGUGGGACCCAUUACAUUUGGUGAAACGAGUAUGGCUGUAAGUAGUCAUUUUCCAGUCUUAACCACAGUCGGAGGCUACUACCUGUGCCAUUAUUGUGGCAAUAUAGAUUCAUAGUGUUUCUGGUUUCAUUUAAUAGUCUUACGUGAUUUUCAGGAAGCGGUUGUUUACAGGCUUUGGUUACUUUUAUGCGUAGGUAGGCCAAUCAAGUAUGAACCUAUGCUUCAGAUUUAUACUCUAGGUCUGGUGGUUAUCUAUUGGCAAUGCAUGGAUUUUAUAACAUACACCAGGGAAAGGUACUACAUGUUAGGAGUACUGUUCCAAAACAAGAUCUUGAACAAAAUUAUGGUGUGUAUGUUGCCGUAUUCUGCUUGUUUUUGCAUGUGAGAGGCUGCCUCUGGGGUUGUGCGCAUGUAUGUGGAUUGUCAGUGGUGGUGUGCUGGUGGGGACUGUUUGUUUUAUUUGUAUGAGGGGAGGCUUAUUAUACAGCUCUGUGUCUAUCUCGCAGUGUGGGUGGCUUCCCUGUAGUCCAGUGGUGAGGUACAGGUCAAGGGCAGGAACUACGAUAGCUGCUGCAGAAUGCUUUACUCCAGUUGGGUAUUCCCGUUCACAAGGGCUGGGAUGGAAGUGAUCAGAGAUCACUUCUUCUAUGUGCUGCAUCACAUAAAUUGAGGAUUGGGCGUUACAACCAGCAAUCACUGCUCAGUUUACAUUAGCAGACUAUCUGGGACUCCUGAUAGGCCACAGCAUGUUUGGUUCUGGCAGCCUUGAGUGCUAUGCAAAGGCACCUCAAGUGCCAUACAUGCAACAUGGGCCAUAGGUUGCUGACCCCUGAUCCUUCCAUUUGUGCCGGUAACGAUAACUGGUCAAUGAUGUCCUCCUGCGAUUUCAUAUGCAUUGUUAGCAACAUUUUUAAGCAAUGUAUAAGUUUUGAGAUACAUUGCUGUUUAUAUCGCGCACACACACACUCACUCACAAUGUUUAUAUAGACAAGACAGUAUAUUCCUGCCCAUAGCUUGUCCCAGCACAUCACUAUAAGCACCUAUUUUUGUUGCAGUGUGAAUGUAUUUUUACUCUCGUUGCUUAUACGGAAAACCAAUUGAACUCCGGUUUGUUUCUUGCUAAAUUCUGAAUGUAAAUUAAAUUAUGUGUGUCCAAUAUUCAACUAGCUUUUUGUUUUAUAUUGUCUUUAACUUGAUUAAUUGAAAUAUAAUUCAUAGACGUAUAAUGAAUGUUUUUACUAUAUUUGUAAUAUAUUUUUACUUUAUUGUAUUACAUUUAUUGCAGUAUUUUAUUUUUAAUUGAUGAUUACAGUACCUGAUGCAUAUGAAUGUCUUUAUAUUUGUUUUUGCAAUACUUUAUAUAUAAUAUAUUAUAGCGCCAGCUAAUUCCGCAGCGCUGUACAAUGGGUGGACUAACAGACACGUGUUUGUAACCAGACGAGUAUGACGCACAGGAACAGAGGGGUUGAGAGCCCUGCGCAAUGACCUUACAUGCUAGAGGGAGUGGGAUUAAGUGACAUGUAAGGGUAGGGUAGAAAAGUAGGUUGCUAGGAUAGAAUUUGUUAAGGGCUUAAUGCUUUAUGUAUAUAUAAUAUAUAGGGUAUAUAUGUGUGUGUAUAUGUAUGUAUGUAUGUAUAUAUAUAUAUAUAUAUAUAUAUAUAUAUAUAUAUAUAUAUCUCUGUUGCAGGAGGGGUAUCAAGGUGUUCCGCAGGGAAGGCUAUUAACAUUUAAAUUGAUAUGCUUUCCUGAAGAGGUGAUUUUACAAUUAUUUAUUCGCAUACUAUAUGUUUUGCAUAACCGUAAAAGUUAAGGAAGUGGGAGGCGACAACUGCUUUGCCUACACACUUUUGUGAGUGAAACUCCUUUACAUUAUAUAGUGUGUGGGAACUUCACUUGCAAAAGUUAUACAAAUAGCAUAGGCCCUCCUUUCCCAAGAAAGCCAGCACAUCUGCGUCAUUAAGAGGGGCCAUGCCAGACGAGCUUCCCAAGCACAGGCUGUCCACAGAGAACGGUUGUCACCCAUGAAUGUGGGCUAAUGACUAUGCUGAAUUCAUUAGGAAUGAAAUGAAUAUGACAAACAUUUUUUAAAAAUCUAUGUAUUUUCUGCACAGUGCAUGGAAUUUAACAUUCGAUUACAGACUCAUUUAAAAAAAACAAAAAAAAAACACUCUCUUCUAUAUCCACCAGCCUUUUUAUCCUUUUUUUUCAUUUUAUUUUAUCCUCGUUUGACUGGAGUUCCCUUUUUAUCUCAAGGAUGAACUCUAAUAUAAUUGUGUUCUUUAUUACCACAGAUAUCUCAAGAGCCAUUGAAUUGCUGGAGAAACUGCAGAGGAGCGGGGAAGUGCCCCCACAUAAACUACAUGCUUUGCAAAGAGUCCUUCAGAGCGAUUUCUGCAAUGCUGUCAGGGAGGUGAGAUGCGUGUCUUACUCUGUUUCUAUAAAACCUAAUAACCAGGGGCUAUUUCUAUAUUGGAAGGUGAAGGCACAAUACAGCUAAGGUCACACUAGAAAACAAAAAUACAUCAAUUCCUGCAAUAGGCUGCCGUCUAGAUCUCAUGGGGGCUGUACUGUUGAAUAGAGGUUUACAUGGUGCAGCACAUUGGUUAGCCUUAACAGCCCUGUCAUUGGUUUUGUUAAUAGUUUGCAUAGAUCUCCUUUUGUUAAUUUAAAGUUUCUACGAAGCGGAGUGUAAGAGAAAUAUCAAUCGUCAAUACAACCAUGAAAUGUCUCCUGCCACUAAAAUCACCAUAACACGGCUUAAAUGCCAAGUUUCAGACUUAAAAUAAAUGUCAAAAUAUCUAUACACUUCCACUUAUUACACUUGCACUUUUUGUUUGAAAAUGGGAUUGUUGGGUUUUGUUUUUUAUUUUUUUUUGUAUAUUGCAGGCAGGGCUGGCGCUACCUGUUAGGCGGACUAGGCAGCCCGAGCGCUCUGUAGAGAGCCUCAGGCGGCUGCAGCUUUGCCCAGGCUGGUGCGUCCACGAAGGCGCAGCACGAGGAGAGGGGCUGACAGGAGGGAAGCGCUCAGCGCUCCCUAAUGUCACUCCCUCACUGUAGCGUGGCCGAGCUCUGUAUGGUCCGCGGGUACAGGGAGCAUCUGUCUCCUAUACCCGGCCGGACUAACACGGAGUGUCCACUUCCUUUUAGUCCGGCCGGGUACAGGAAACAAAAGCUCCCUGUACCCGCGGACCAUACAGAGCUCAGCCACGCUACAACAGAGAUAGGGGAGGGGGAGAAAGAAAUUGAAUGGGAAGGGAGGGAGAGGGGGGAGAAGAGUGACAUCCAUCACACACAAAAACACACAAUGCAUUACACACAGAGACACACACACAAGCAAUACAACUUACACACAAUGCAUCCCUUACACACACACUGCAUCCCGUACAUACACAGAAACACACCUUACAGCCCUUACACAUACAAACACAGAUUCACACAAUGCAUUCCUUACACACAUAUCAGGACAUCCCCUACACACUCCACCCCCUGUGAAUAGCCCCCAAAAAUGGAGCUGCUUCCCGUUCUCCCAGAACAUUGAUUUUUGUGACCACAGUUACAAACCGCCUCCAGAGAGCCUGAUCUACACCAGACCAGUGUAGCCAGACUGCAGCCAGAGCCCAUCAUCAUCCUCAUCUGGUUGUAAGUAGGCAAUCUAGUAUAUUAUUCGUGGCACUAUCUCUAAUUUACCUCACAUUAAAUGGACACUAUAGUCCCCAGAACCACUGCAGCUUAAUGUAGUGGUUCUGGUGUCUAUAGCCUGUCCCUGCAGGCCUUUUAAUGUAAACACAGCGGCACUGCAGCACUGGUGUUAGUUAACAUGGCAAAUCAUAUGGGUGGGGCAUAGUGAUGUCACAUGGAGGGGGGCAGCAAAACUCCUUGCACCGGCCCUGAUUGCAGGCUAUGUUUCUGAUGUUUCAUUAUUAGCCUUUAUGUUCGUAUCCUUUCCUUACCCCAGCUGGCUUCAUCCUUGUUCUGAGUCUUUUCAAAGUAUCCACACAAACCCACUUCGUCAGGGAAGCCUAUCUGCUCUGUGUGUUUUGUGUUUUCAAAAUGUCAUUGAUUUAUUAAAAAAAUAAAUUUCUUGCCUUUUCAAGUGGUUUUGUUGUCAUGUUUUUUUUGUUUACAUCUGUUUGUUUGUUUUUAAUUUCUAUCUUUGUUUCUUAACAAGGUUUAUGAGCAUGUUUAUGAAACGGUGGAUAUCAGUAGCAGCCCAGAAGUGCGAGCAAAUGCGACUGCCAAGGUAAUAUUAAUCACACUGUCGAAUGCACAUAAAAAAUUAGAGAUGUAUAUUAACAAGGCCAUCGCUCUUAAAGGGAGACUCUAAGCACCAGAUGGCUAUUGCCUCUGGAAAAACCCUUACCAUCGCUUUAGCUUGGGCAAGUAUUUGUAGUUGAACUUCUCCUUCAAAGAUUAUGAAUUUCGCAUUCCCAUGGCAACCAUUGAUUGUAAACUUCCUAAGGCAUUGAUUUCAUUGCUAUUCAUAUUGUUUUGCAUCUUGGUCUUUCCACCUGGGAAUGUGAUUUGAGUUUUAUAAACCAUACAUUGUUCUGUUGCGAUACCUUCAAAGUGUCUUUUUAAUUGUCCACGGACUAGCUGUAUACUGAAUGUGUCUGAAGUGAACCUUUGAGAGUUAUUUAUUAGAACUUCAACACUGCUUGGAACUAAUGAGUGCUACAGGUGGCUGUUGCAUGUGUCAGAACACUAAAAUAUGUUGGAAUUUAAUUAACAGCUGUGUAUUGUUAAAAGGCUAUUAUCCCCCGCAGUGUAUAUAUAAACAGACAGGGGCUUCAAACUGCUGUUUUAGUCUUAUAAAAGUAAGCUUUCAGUUCUGAAAACAAUGUCGCUUGACUUUUUCUUUUGUUUUUUUUGCUAGUUAAAGGGAGUUUUUCAGAUAUGAAAUAAUAAAGUGUUCAUUUAUUCUUCUAAUUGUAUCUGUACAUUAUUCUUUGUGCCAAAAGUUAGAUUGAUUUUUUUAUUUUUAUUUUUUUUAUUUUUUUUAACAUCUUCCUUCACUUUGACCCACAAUACUUUGUAAUCUGCUUCGAGCUCAUUCUGAGAAGCACAGUGGAACCUAACCUUUUUAUGUAUUUAAAAAUUCCAUACGUGAUCUUAGAUUGGUGAUUAGUGAUGUCCCGACCUGUUCGCCGCGAACUCCCGUCAGCUGACCCAUUCCAGCCAAUCAGCAGCAGACCCUCCCUCCCAGACCCUGCCACCUCCUGGACAGCUCACUAAGAAUGCAGCUUCAAAAUGGAUGCUGGAAUGGGUCAGCUGACAGGAGUUCGCGGCGAACCGUUCGGGACAUCACUAUUGGUGAUCCAUUAGAUUAGUGAUGUUAGAUUGGUGAUCCAUUCGAUUAGUGAUGUUAGAUUGGUGAUCCAUUCGAUUAGUGAUGUUAGAUUGGUGAUCCAUUCGAUUAGUGAUGUUAGAUUGGUGAUCCAUUAGAUUAGUGAUGUUAGAUUGGUGAUCCAUUAGAUUGGUGAUCCAUUAGAUUGGUGAUCCAUUAGAUUGGUGAUCCAUUAGAUUGGUGAUCCAUUAGAUUGGUGAUCCAUUAGAUUAGUGAUGUUAGAUUGGUGAUCCAUUAGAUUAGUGAUCUUAGAUUGGUGAACCAUUCUUAAAAGCUGUGAAACCCAUAAUCUGUAACCAAAAAAAUCUAUAAGAAAACCCCUUCUAACAUGUAGUGGUCUACAUUAUGCUGGGGAACACAGUGCUGCUACAGUAAUCAGUUUGUUGUUGGAAGUUUCCAGGGCGCUUACAAAUAUGUUUUCUUAUUGUAAUCUUUGGGAUCCUAAAGAAAUUUAAUGGGAUCCUUAUUUGGGACUUGACCCAGGACUUGUGAAUGUGUUUAGACCAAACCCUUGGUCUGUGGCCAGUAGAAGAUGUAAUAUUGAGGGCACAUCUUGUUACCAAUUAACUGCAGACUGUUUUGGAUUGAAACCGUUUACCCAUAUCUCUUGUCCUGCAAAAAUAUAUACAAUAGUGAAAAAUUUGAGGUGACACAAAGAUUUCUUUAGAAUGCUUUGGUUAUGCAAAUUCUAGUUUUUCAUAGCAUGAGAUACAUUUAUAAAAAUGUAUUUAUUUAAACAAAUGUUUGUUACAGGCCACCGUAGCUGCGUUUGCUGCCAGUGAAGGACAUUCCCAUCCCAGGGUUGUGGAACUUCCCAAAACUGAAGAAGGUCUUGGAUUCAAUAUAAUGGGUGGGAAAGAGCAGAAUUCACCCAUCUAUAUUUCUCGUAUUAUCCCUGGUGGGAUAGCAGAUCGACACGGAGGACUUAAGCGUGGUGACCAAUUGCUCUCUGUUAACGGCGUGGUAAAAGAUUUUUAACUGUACAUUUUAUUUUCAGAAAGUUAUUUGACUUUUUUUUUUUUUUUUUUGUGCAUAUCGGCCAUUCCAUUUUUGAUACCCUGUCUUUGUCUGGAAUUAUAUUUCAGCUUAAUAUCUUCCAGCAACAGCCCUGUAUUAAAAAAACCAUAAGCAACUAUUGGGAAGUUGAUUCUUAACUGCAUGUCUGAUAAUAAUUAUUUCUGAUAAUUUGUUACUGUGUUUGUGUUCAGAGUUAACCUGUGUAUUGGUGGUAGGUUAUCACUAAUAUAUUUUGGUUGUAUGACCAAUUCUUCAGUAUAGACCAGUCCUCAAGGUACCCCCUAACAUUCCAGGAUUUAUGGAUUACCCAGUUGUCUGUUUAAAAAAUCAAAAAAAAAAAAAAAACUUUAGACACAACAGGGUAAUCCCCAAAUCCUGGACUGGUAGGGGGUAAUUGAGGACUGGGUUGGGAACACCUGGUACAGACUAUUUGCCGAUGAACUGACAGACAAAAGAAGAGUAGAACAGACCUUCCAUAGGUGAACUGUGUGCUCUCCAUACAGAACAACCACAUUGUAUGCUCUCUGGUUGCUAUGGUAACUACCUUGCCAAUGCUGCUAGAGUUGACUAGGAUGAACAGGGAGGUUUGCCCUGCUUGGGAAGAAGUUGAGGUGGGUGUUACAGAUGUGUAACACCCACCUUUGUGAGGACAUGGUGGCACAAUAGCAGAUGGUGAGUUGAAUCAGGAUAUAUUCCCCUUAAAAUAUUCAUUCUACUGUUUUCUGUCAUGCAUCAAGACUGAACAUUAAAUAUUUUUUUGGUUCCUACAGAGCGUAGAAGGGGAGCAGCAUGAGAAAGCUGUGGAACUUCUGAAAGCAGCUCAGGGUAAAGUAAAGCUGGUGGUACGGUACACUCCUCGAGUCCUGGAAGAGAUGGAAUCCCGCUUUGAAAAAAUGAGGUCGGCGAAACGUAGGCAACAGAACUAGAAGAACAGAUUUGUACACCCUAAACACGAACUUUGAUGUCCACCCUACAAUACAUUUGGGUUCACCUGUGAACAAGCAGCACCGUGCUCAAUUUAGAUCCCCUAUUGCGCAACGUCGCCACUUGAACCAUUGCAUAGACAUCAUCUCUAGAGUUCGCAGUAGGCACAACAAUACCAUAGAGGUCUUUCUGAUAUGAGUGUUAAAACGUUUACAGGGCACUUUUUACAUACCCUCAUUUUUUAAUCUAGAGAGAAAUAAACUCAAUUUUAAUACAGUUAUGGAAUUCCGCAUUUGAAAACUGAUUCCUUACAUCUUACAUGUUGAUGAAUUUAAGAUUCAAUUCUGUCUUGUUUCAUCUGUACACACAAUUUCUUAUUCCCUUGAUGUGUCUGUUAUAGUAAUUUAUAGAUGGUGGGAAAAUUCGAUUUCAGCUGCUCAUAAGACGUUAGUCUGUAUUGUUGUGGGGUUUUUUUUUUUAUAUGCCAUUUGGCCUGUCUUGAAUGCAUUGUAAAUCAGAUUGAACCAAAAAAGAAUCACUUGAUUUGAACGUAUUUGUAAGUUGAACCAGAGUUUAGUAUUCAUUGUGCUGAUAUGUGUGUUGGUUUUUGUUAAUCUGCAAUUUGUAAACGUGGCCACUGGGUGUCAUGAUUGUCACAUUAUUCGCCACAUUCUAACCAAGUGAAAUCAAAUGGCUUGAUGUGAUAUUUACUUUUAUGAGAGCUAAAUAAAUUUCAUUUCAGUCCACUAAGGUGCACUGUGGAGCUCCCUAGAUUGAGUAAUUGGGAAUUAAAUACAACUCACAAAGGUGAGUAGAUUGGGGGAGUGUCAGUGUAACUGAAGUCACUAGCGUAAGACCAGUGUGCAACUCAAAUGAUUUAGGGAUUUUUAAUUCUUUAUAAAAAAUAAAAAAAGAGAACUAAAGACGGUCACAAAACAAUCGAGAAAUCAUUGGAUUCCAUGACGACCGCAACAACCAACUUUGACUUUAAACUUUUUAAAGGCACAAUGUAGGCACUUUAACCACUUCAUCUUAUUGCAGUUGUCAUCGUGUCUACAGUCCAAUGGCUCCAUUCUUCCUUUCAGUGCAAAACGGUCUUCAACACUAAUGGGAGUCCACAGCAGCCUGAACCCUCUGUGCAGUUGUGAUAAUGAGGACGCAUUCGCUUGAAAAGUAUUUGGUGUCAUUGAUUGGCUGAGAGUGGCAGGUGACUGUAUUCAGUCUGCCUCAGUCAACCAUUUCUGGUACGAAUGGGUAUGGCUAAGAAAAGAGUGUUAUCUCUGCCUUAGCCAGACCUGCAGUGGGGGCUUGGCUGUGGGCGGCCAGGAGCCCUCAUUCACUGUUAAACUAUUUGAAAAUAGUCUUACACUUAUUAGAAUGACCGCACCAGGGGACUGCAGGCACUAUACCAAUUCAAUGAGAUGAUAUGGUUAUAGAGUGACUCUAGGCAAUGCCUAGAGCAGGGGUAGGCAACCUUACACACUCAAGAUGAUGUGGACAUAAUGCUCUUAGUCAUAAUGCUGGCAAAGCAUUAUGGGAGAUGUAGUCUGCAAAAUCUGGAGCCAAAGUUUGCCUACCACUGACCUUGUGUGUCGCUUUAAUCAUGUGUAGAAUUAAUUCAUAAUAGUUACAGCUGAAAAUAUAUUUAUUUUCUUCACAUUUUGAAAGUUUUAGUAGGGGUGAUAUAAAAUCUCAUUUUGAAGCGGUCUGUGACUUGCCAUUUACUCUUGUUGUUCUGUGAACCUGAUAUCACCAAGGCAUUGUUAAUCUGAGCUCAAAAUUGUAAAUAUAAACACUGCAUCUCAUUAACAGUAAUAAUUUACUUUCUGUUAAAUCAUUCUACCUAGGUUGGUCUUGUAGAUUAAGACCAAUCUAGUAGCUCCUUUAUGGCAGUUGUUAUAUAAAUGAAUUAAGGAAGCGAUGGGUCUUGGUGUCUUUAUUCUGCAGUAUUUAGUGAUUUGUGGCUAGUGAAAAUAUUUUUCAGGCUUCGAACACGACUGUAUAUUGUUUUCAUACCGUCUGUAUGAUUGAUAUUAAAUGGUACUCAAAUAAUUAUAGGCACUUUUAGGGGUGUUUGAGAGUAAUACGCCCAGACAAUUGGAGACUAGUGAUGUCCCGAACGGUUCGCCGCGAACGGUUCGCCACGGACUCAUCAUUGAGUAAACUUUGACCCUGUACCUCACAGUCAGCAGACACAUUCCAGCCAAUCAGCAGCAGACCCUCCCUCCCAGACCCUCCCACCUCCUGGACAGCAUUCAUCGUGAAGCUGCAUUCUUAGUGAGCUGUCCAGGAGGUGGGAGGGUCUGGGAGGGAGGGUCUGCUACUGAUUGGCUGGAAUGUGUCUGCUGACUGUGAGGUACAGGGUCAAAGUUUACUCAAUGAUGAGUCCGCGGCGAACCGUUCGGGACAUCACUAUUAGAGACUGCUAAUUGUGAUAGCAGUGCAGAUAGUGAUUAUAGCAGCAAGGGUCCAAUUUUAAAAUGUUAAAUUGUCAAAGUAGAUGGACACAUUGAAAAUAUACUGGAAUUACAAAAAUGUGUUAUGAGGCAUGCUCUUUAAAUAUAUUGAAGCAUUCAAAUUGCACAUUUACCACAUUCUUUGCAAAGAAAAUACAUUUUAAAUUGAAUACUUGAUACUAAUCUUAUACUUGCAUAUAUUCAACUUGUAUUAUUUUUCUGAGCCAGCAAUUCUACGCAUAAAUAAACUGCUCAAUAACCACCCACUCCAUUCGUCUCCAAAAAAAAUUAAAAUUAAGAAUUGUCUAUUAUAUUGCUAAUAGUGUAAUCUAGGUCAAAUUAAAAUAAAUCUAAUCACUUUAGGAAACCUGUUCAGAAGGAUGUUUCCACUGUGUGCUUAACAUUGUCAAAGCAACAAGACAUACAUUCUUUAUUUGCAGAUUCAUCGCCCAUUUCUUUUGUCAUGAAAAUGACAACAAAUGUCUUAUUUAAAUUAAAUCCUUUUUAAAUUCUAGAUAAACAAGUGUGAACCGCUGGGUUAUAGUGAAUUUUUGCUGUAAUCCAUUAUUUUUAGUCUUUAAGAAUAUGAGCUUUAUGGAUUACUGGAAAGUUUUUUGUAAACUCUUCAAAAAAUAUUUUGCAUACAGAACACUAAUGUACUUGUUUCAUAUUGUGUACCUGCAGUUUGAUACUAGACUCUUAAUUAUAUUUAGAACGUUAUUAAUAUUUCUUAAGUUUCUACUAGUUAAACAGAGAGAUCUGCUAACACAUUGUCCCUUUGAGAUAUUUCUAAAAAGCCUUUACAUAUUUAGUUAGGGCUGAUUUUUGACUCUUUAGCAUGUAGGUGUUAUUCCUAUAUUUGUUUUCCUUUCUAUAAUGAUUAAAUAUGAUAAAUGCUGGCCAGUCAAGUACAGAACGUUUUUUUAACAUAGAGGAAACAACGCAAUCAGCCUGUAUUGGAUGCAACGGAACACUGAAACAGAUUAUGCAAUUUUGUUUUUGUAACCACUGCUUUAAUUUAGAAUGUGGAAUGUAUCCCAUAAUCUGUGCAAACCUAUUAAUGUUCAGAAUAACCUUUUAAAGACUGAUGCCAAACUGUGCUGUGAUAACAAUCUGUUCUUUAAAACGGCUCUCUGUCACCUGAAAAAAAAAUUGUAUGGUGUGUUUCUACAUUGGCAUUUUUUUCCACAGCACUUUACAAUAUUAUAAAGGGGGAAAUUUAACAAUAAAUGAGACAAUUACAAAAUGUUACAGGAACAAUAAAUUGAUGAGAUCCCUGUUCAAACAAGCUUACAAUCUAGAUUCUAGAUACAGACAGAAUAGUAGGGACUGGUUGAUCUACUAUAUUUCUGUCCAUUCUUACUUAGUGGUCAGUAAGAAAGGACAGAGUAAGGCAGAGAACAUAUAUCACUGCCAAACACUUGGCUAUGGCGCGGCUACCAAGAAGAUGCAGUGGGAGCUAAAUAAUGCUAACAAAUGGAGACCAGAAACAAAGCAACGUUAAUGCUACGAUCGAGGUGGUACUAACGGUUGAAAGAGAUAGGGGGGAAGGAUAAUCCUGUGACAGAGAUGCUGUAAAGAUCCUAUUCCCAACUGGAAUGACCCACCCUACUUACUGUAGGACUGUAUAGGGCAGCCACAGCUAAAUAAUAAUUCCAUUUUGGUAUAGGGCACACAGGGACAAGAUUGUGAUGAGAACCUUGUGUAGCAUUUGGUCUUUAAGUAGUUACUUCUGUAGUGCAUGAUUGUAUUUAUACCGAUGUUAGCAACGAAUGUUAAUACUUAUAGGACGUGUGCCUCUAUCUGCAGGUGAUCAGAUUGCAAGUGAUUCUGAAAUACAGUUUAUGUGGGUGUUUUUUGGUUUGGUUUGUUUUUUCCCCAUAAUUAUUAUUGCUUCAAAGCCCAAAUCAUUAGCGACCAAUGUACGCUUGUAUUAUUUCUAUUUAAAUGUAGAUUGUUCGGAAUAUGUUUUAGACCCUUGUAUAAUUAAAAUUAUUUGAAUAAAAAUUAAUUUUCAAAAAUAUA
This is a messenger RNA of Pelobates cultripes (western spadefoot toad), 26175 nucleotides long. The record is from the annotation of a GenBank genome assembly. NCBI's taxonomy places the organism in Eukaryota, Metazoa, Chordata, Amphibia, Anura, Pelobatidae.